This is a messenger RNA of Colletotrichum higginsianum IMI 349063, 609 nucleotides long. RefSeq lists its product as uncharacterized. Lineage: Eukaryota; Fungi; Ascomycota; Sordariomycetes; Glomerellales; Glomerellaceae. Bases 1 to 609 code for a protein of 202 amino acids. The record is from RefSeq and is a predicted model, not a curated record. The transcript has 2 exons.
AUGUCGAGAGCUCUGGACAAACAUGUCAUCGCGGCUCUGAAGCAAGGCGACCACCAGAAAAUCUUUGACGACAUUUCCAGUAUCUUCGUGUCGCCUGAGGACGGAUGCCGUCUCGAGAUUGAGGUUCUAGGUCAGAGCCACCCGUUGAGGCUGGGCGAGCACUUUCUGCGAGAUGAAAACGCUGUUGCUGUCCCCAAGCUCCGCAUAGUACAGGCCUUUCUCGUCGCCAGACAGAUCUUUCAGAAACAUCUGGCUGCAGGCUCCGUUGACGCCGAGCUUCUGUUCACCACAACAAGCGUUUUGCUGUUCCUGGACCCGGAACACCUCACGGCCGCCAACACUAGGAAGCGCCUCAUUCGCGACGCGAUCUUAGCGGGGGUUGAUUCUCUUCGAUGGUACAACGAGUCAGUGUGGUGGUUUCUCCGCACGACGGCUUCCAGACCUGCCUUGGGACAAACCAGACAGGAGGACUUCGCAACUGUCCAGCAAAGGCUUUUGGCUAUGAAAGCUGAUGAUUCCGCUGAAGCCAUGGUACUGAAAACGGCACGGAAGUGGUGCGACUCGUAUGGACCGCAUGGCGACAAAACAUGUUCGGGUGCAACGGAAUAG